GCUGCGGCUCCCGCAGCCCUCCCUGUAGUGUCCCCGCCGCUCCUCCCGAUGCCUUCCGAGGAGACGGAUGGACGGACGGACGGGCAGCGAGAGCCCGACCGCGGCCCCCGCGCUCCCCAUCCCGGGAUGGGACGGACGGCACAAGGCCCGGACAGACCGACAGCCAGAGGGACAGCCGGAGGGACGGACGGACGGAGGACUGCGGGCGGGGGCAGCGCGGCGGUCUGGCAACUCUCCCCGCAGCGCUCCCCCUCCACCCCGCCCCGCUCUUCCCAAGGCAGAGCGCGGUGACGCCGCCGCCGCCGCCACCACGGAGAGGACGCAGGACCCUCCCUUGGGCCCCCCGUGCCCUUUUGACGGGGCGGCCUGGGCCCCCCGACCCCCCCCGGGCCCCCAGCAAGGCUGCUUCGCAUGCAUCGCCAAGCCCCCGGCCCUCCGGCACUCCUCGCCCGUCCUCUCGCCCUCCUCUGCCGCUCAGCUGAUGGAGAGCAAGGGCUGCAAAGGGGACAGCCUGCGGCCGGCGGGCCCGUGCAAGCACUCGGUGGAGAAGAAGACCAUGACCAACCCCACCACCGUCAUCGAGAUCUACCCCGACACCAGCGAGGUGAAUGACUACUAUCUCUGGUCCAUCUUCAACUUCGUAUACCUCAACUUCUGCUGCCUCGGCUUCAUCGCUUUGGCCUAUUCUCUGAAAGUCCGGGAUAAGAAACUCCUCAAUGACUUAAAUGGUGCAGUGGAAGAUGCCAAGACAGCCCGGCUUUUUAACAUCACCAGCUCAGCCCUUGCCACCUUCUGUAUCAUCCUCAUCUUCAUCUUCCUGCGGUACCCCCUCACUGAUUACUAGCAGGAGGCCAACAGCAGCACUGCCGCCAAGAUGCCUCUAUGCCAGAAGUGUCUGCAGUUGUUUCCUGUAGCAAGGACACGAGAGUAAAACAACCCCAUCGUGAUGGCAAAAAAAUAAAAAUAAAAAUAAAAAAAUAAAAAAUAAAAAAAGAAUAAUAAGAAUAAUUAAAAAAAAAAUAAAAAAAGUAAAUACAAAAAUAAAAAAUAAAUGAGUUUAUCAGCCCGGGCAAGCGUACUCUUCCUGCUCGUAAACAGUAUGUGGACUGCUGUAGGAAAGGGUUUCACUUUUGCAAUUGUGUAGGAAGGAAAAGACACCAAGAAGAUCUUACUUCAUGGCAAAUGGAGCUGUAUAAUGUGAGUGUGCAAAGCUGAGAGCUAAAUGUGUGGCCAGAUGCAUGGCCAUAGAGGCCUUUGCGCUACAAGACAGGGCUGGGAGGAAGGCGGCAUGCCCAAGGUGAGUGGGAUGGCCAAGGCUCAGAGCAUAUCAGAUGCUUUCAAACUGCCCACUGCCCCACAACGUUCUGUUGUUUUCCUUCCGUGAUGCAGUUCUACUGAAUUUAAUUCAUGUGUUGAGAUAACCAUCCCGGAGGGCUGAGUGUUAGGGUAUUGGUGUCAGAGAGCCCCAAUGCCUCCAGCUCAACCCCAGCGCAUUAAGGGGCAAAUUUCUCCUUGGGAUCACCCAGCAGUGUUGAGGACAAAGUCAUCUCCGGAGAACUCCAUGUGCUCUGUGAACCAAGUGCUACUGUAUUUCCGUAACACGGUCAAUAAAGAUACCUCUGAUAUCUGCUGCUGCUGGGUCAAUUAUCGUAGCAUCAUCGAAUCAUUAAAGGAUGGAAAAGACCUCUAAGAUCACCAAGGUCCACUCACAACCCAUCCCCACCAUGCCCACUGGCCAUGUUCCUCAGUGCCACAUCUCCACUGUUCUUGAACACCCCUAAGGAUGGUGACCCCUGUUUCUCUGGUUGGUCUCCCCUCUUUUUGCACAAAGACAGAAAGGAUGGACAACGCUGCAUGCUAGGGAAGGGAGAGGAUGAAACAUCCACAUUCGAUGUGCUGCUUAAAAAAACACCUUGUAUUUCUUGAGUUUUUAAGAUGAGAGAGCUGAGGGGAAGCUACAUAUCCCUGAGCCUUUGGGAUAUGCCAGUCUCCGGGGAUGGCUGAAGAGAUAGGGCAAAGAAGCAGAGAAUCGCAGCUCACUGGCAAGAGACAAUGCCUGUGUCCCCGGCGGCUGCUUAAGGGAGUGUCAGGCAGGGAUGAGGGAUGCAGGAGGACGUGUGCCAGGUUGGAGAGCCAGGACUGCGCUGACCCCUGCAAUGCUCAAUCGGCGUCGGGCAGAGCCAAGGCAG
This is a messenger RNA of Lagopus muta (rock ptarmigan), 2189 nucleotides long. It is a transcript of the gene IFITM10, whose product is annotated as interferon induced transmembrane protein 10. The record is from RefSeq and is a predicted model, not a curated record. The transcript is spliced from 4 exons. Gene Ontology annotation, cellular component: plasma membrane. NCBI's taxonomy places the organism in Eukaryota, Metazoa, Chordata, Aves, Galliformes, Phasianidae. Bases 68 to 844 code for a protein of 258 amino acids.